Molecule: messenger RNA, 888 nt
Organism: Acanthosepion pharaonis
Lineage: Eukaryota; Metazoa; Mollusca; Cephalopoda; Sepiida; Sepiidae
Source: the annotation of a GenBank genome assembly
AUGUGGUUUCGACGAAAAAAAUAUGAAUCCUUCCAAACAGUUGGGCGCGUGGCUGGCAUAUUUUGUUAUCCUGUAAAGUCCUGUGCUCGUCUUUCAGUUGACCGGGCUUAUUGUUCUCAAUAUGGACUUCGCUGUAAAGGAGUCGGAGACAGAAAGUGGAUGGUGAUUCGACCAAAUUAUGCCUUUCUUUCUCAAAGACAAGAGCCGAAAAUGGCCCUCAUCCAGCCAAAUAUUGAUGAUGAGAAAUAUUUAGAACUGACUGCUCCUGGAAUGGAACCUCUUUACUUACCAAAAUCACCCAAAUCCAUUAUUCCACCAGAAAUACUAAAUUGCAGCGUUUGGGGUACAGAAAUAAGAGGAGAAGACUGUGGGAACGAGGCUGCCAACUGGAUGAACAAAUUUCUUGAAAAAGAUGGAUACCGAAUGGUGAUUUCUACAGAUCAACUUGACAAGAGAGAUGUCAAACUUAAAGCAGGAAUUCCAGCAGACUGUCAGUGUAUCUAUCAAGAUAGCGCUCCUUUCAAUAUUCUUUCUCAAGCCUCCGUUGAUAACCUUAACAGCAAAGUUGAAAAAACAGUCAGUGAUAAAAACUUCCGAACAAACAUUUUAGUGGAAGGUUGCAUGGCAUUUGCCGAGGAUACCUGGCAUGAAAUUAAAAUUGGAAAUGACGUCCUAUUUCACUACUUGGAACCUUGUGGCAGGUGUCUCCUUCCUACUGUUGAUCCCGAAAAAGGAGUGAAGGACCCUAAACAAGAACCUUAUGAGACCCUAAAAAAAUUUCGGACACCAGUUGGGCAAAACAAUCCAAAUUUUGGAGUGAUGAUCAGUGUUGACCAAGAAGGCUGGAUACAAGUUGGGGACCCAAUUUAUGCACUACCACGGUGCUAG